CGCGGUGCCGCGCGCUUCCCGGGGCAGUGCCGUGAUGGACAAGGCUGGAGAGACGCCCGCGGACCAGGGCGGGGAGCCGGGGGAGUCCGAGGAGACGACCGCUGCUCCCGGGAGCGCGGCGGGGGCCGACGCGAAGGAUAUCCUGGAGGAAGCGGGCGGAGACUGCGAGGCCGACCUGAAAGAAGCUGCGGCGGAGGAAGGCGAGCUCAAGAGUCAGGAUGUCUCAGAUUUAACAGCAGUUGAAAGGGAAGACUCAUUACUUACUCCUGCAGCCAAAAAGCUGAAAAUAGACACCAAAGAAAAGAAAGAGAAGAAGCAGAAAGUAGACGAAGAUGAGAUUCAGAAGAUGCAAAUCCUGGUGUCGUCUUUUUCUGAGGAGCAGCUGAACCGUUAUGAAAUGUAUCGCCGGUCGGCCUUCCCCAAAGCCGCCAUUAAAAGGCUGGUCCAGUCCAUCACUGGCACCUCUGUGUCGCAGAACGUCGUUAUUGCCAUGUCGGGUAUUUCCAAGGUCUUCGUGGGAGAAGUGGUAGAAGAAGCCCUGGACGUGUGUGAGAAGUGGGGAGAAGUGCCACCGCUGCAGCCCAAGCACAUGAGGGAGGCUGUUCGGAGGUUGAAAUCCAAGGGGCAAAUCCCAAACUCAAAGCACAAGAAAAUCAUCUUCUUCUAGAAAGCCAGAGAGAAUAUUCUGUUCUAAACUUCUCAGGCAAGGCUGCACUGCUGCUUUACUGCCAUCCUGCUUGUCACACCUAGAAGGCAGGCAGCCUAUCUGGAUCACCCUCAUGCAGCUGGAAUGUCCUCGGGCUAGUUGGAAGAAGGGUCUGGGGCCUUCAGCAGCUCCCAGAGGGAGGUGCUUUCAAAGAGACCGAGUAGAAGGCUGAUGGCUCACAUUGGAACCUGAAAUGCUGGACUUGAGUUCUUCCCUCUGCUUGAAGAAACCACCCAGAACUUUGACUUGUGCUGCUCUACAUGAAGAUACAUGAAGAUAGCAGUGGAAUGAUUUGUGCUUGUGAACAUUGAAGAUUCUCUGGAUUUUGGUGAGUGACAUUAAACUUUUCCAACGUGUA
Molecule: messenger RNA, 1064 nt
Organism: Nannospalax galili (Upper Galilee mountains blind mole rat)
Lineage: Eukaryota; Metazoa; Chordata; Mammalia; Rodentia; Spalacidae
Gene: Taf11
Product: TATA-box binding protein associated factor 11
Exons: 5
Coding region: 35-667 (210 amino acids)
Biological process (GO): RNA polymerase II preinitiation complex assembly; transcription initiation at RNA polymerase II promoter
Cellular component (GO): transcription factor TFIID complex; nucleus
Molecular function (GO): protein heterodimerization activity; transcription coactivator activity
Source: RefSeq, a predicted model, not a curated record